CUCAAUGAAAACUACUCAAAUGGUUUCCUUGUUGUGUCUUUUCUUUUGCAAUCUGGUGACAUUUCAACCUUCCCUGUUAGUCAGUUCCUAGCUCAGUUGAUAGGAGAAUGAUGCGGGACAGGUAACCCCAGGAAAAAGGAAUAAGGACAGGAAAUUUAUUUUUUGAUCGCACUGGGGCAUAAAGUGACUUUGAAUCAAGCCAUGAAGUGGUUAAGACACAGUGGUGGACUUGAAGAUUGGAGUUGGAACUUGGAGACAAGCCAUGACAAUUAAGAACACACACACACACCUCAACCUGUAUUGUUAGGGUGCAAAGUUCAGUGCAGGACUCGGCAGAAGGAUUUGACAUUAACACUGAUAUUCUAAACCGGUAAUCAUACAGGCGAUGUGCGAUGAGAUUAACUUAAAAUGGCUUCCAUAGUAUCUCUCCCAGAGGGGAAUCUAUCCUGUUCUGUGUGCCGUGACAUCUUCAGGGACCCGGUCAUCCUGUCAUGUAGACACAGCUUCUGUAAAGUCUGCUUGUUGGAACUGUGGAAACAUAAAGAGGUGCUGGAAUGCCCUCUCUGUAGAAGAAGAUCAUCGCUGGAGCUUCCAUUUAAUCUGAAUCUGAAGAGGCAGUGUGAGGCUGUCUUACAGGAGAGGAGUCGGGAAGAUACGACUGAGGUGUCUGAGGUGCUCUGCAAUCUGCAUAAUGAGAAGCUUUUCUGUCUGGAGGAUCAACAGCUACUGUGUUUAAAGUGUAAGGCCUUAAAAAAAAACACCAACGACGGCCUUAGUCAGAUCGAUAAAGCUGCUAAGAAUUAUAAGGAGGAACUCCAGACUGCACUAAAACCCUUACAGGGAAACCUGAAGGCCUUUCACAAAGUUAUACAAUCCUGUCAUCAAGCAGCAGAAAAUAUUACGAGCAAGGCUCAGCACACAGAGAAGCAGAUUAAGAAGCAGUUUGAAAAGCUUCAUCAGUUUCUAAAAGAUGAAGAGGCAGAGAGUAUAGCUGCACUGCGGGAGGAAGAGGAGCAGAAGAAUAAGACGGCGAAGGAGAAGAUUGAAGAGAUGUGCAGAGAGAUGUCAUCACUGUCUGAAACAAUCAGAGCCAUAGAAGAGGACCUGAGAGCUGAAGACAACUCAUUCUUGCAGAACUACAAGGUCACAGUGAAAAGAACCCAGUACACAAUGCCGGACCUAGAGAGUGUUUCAGGUCCACUGAUCAAUGUGGCAAAGCACCUGGGCAACCUGCAGUUCAAAGUCUGGGAGAAGAUGCAGGAGAUUGUUCAAUAUAUUUGGACCCCAAUACUGCCCAUCCGCGUCUCCGCCUGUCUGAAGAUCUGACCAGUGUGAGAGACAGUGAUGCUAUACAGUGGCUUCCUGUCAACCCAGAGAGGUUUGAUCACCUUCAGUUUGUCCUGGCCUCUGAGGGCUUUAAC
Messenger RNA from Salvelinus sp. IW2-2015, 1421 nucleotides. Its product is annotated as E3 ubiquitin-protein ligase TRIM35. Gene Ontology annotation, molecular function: ubiquitin protein ligase activity; metal ion binding. Lineage: Eukaryota; Metazoa; Chordata; Actinopteri; Salmoniformes; Salmonidae. The record is from RefSeq and is a predicted model, not a curated record. Gene Ontology annotation, biological process: protein ubiquitination. Gene Ontology annotation, cellular component: cytoplasm.